This is a messenger RNA of Triticum dicoccoides, 1545 nucleotides long. Its product is annotated as protein ASPARTIC PROTEASE IN GUARD CELL 2-like. The transcript has 3 exons. Gene Ontology annotation, cellular component: extracellular region. Bases 50 to 1303 code for a protein of 417 amino acids. The record is from RefSeq and is a predicted model, not a curated record. Lineage: Eukaryota; Viridiplantae; Streptophyta; Magnoliopsida; Poales; Poaceae.
AUUCGUCUUGUUCAUUCCCGCCGACCAUCCUCGGUUUUCUCGCCUCCAUAUGAUGCCCAUGAUGACCACAUUUUGCAGGUCACGGGUCCGCCUCCUCCCCCUCGUCGCUGUUCUCGCCGUCGCCGCCUCUCUUGAGCCACUCACACCACUGAGCAAGGCCAUGGCCAUAGACGUCAGUGCAGUGGCAAAGGGCGGCGCGGUGUUGGACAAAGCCGCUCUUUCUUCGUUGAACAAGAAGUUGAAGGAUGUCAAAGAAGGGAUCGAGCACGGGAUAGAAGUUCACCGUUUCUGGGAUGAUAACAAGGACGAGAUCAAAAAGCAGCUGCAGCCUCUUACGCCUGGAGCCCAAGGGAGUUCUCCGUCGGGCUACGUCGUCGACACCGGGAAUCUCAAGUCCUUGGUUUAUGGCAUCGACAUCAACAGCCCGGUCACGCGGACCGGCCCGUGCGAGGUCGGCGCACGCGCGGUAUCGUGCAGCGCCCCGGCAUGCCGGCAACUAUACGGCGGGGAGCCGUGGCCGAACUGUACCCUCGGCCCGGGAGGACCUCCCUGUCGUUACCCUUACGCCGAUCAUCACUUCCUGUACCAGGGCAAAGCCACCUUGUUCACGAGGCCCACCGCCAUGCCAGUACCCCUCUCACUCCCACUAUAUGCGUGCAGUCCCGGAGGUGGUCCCUCUGCCGCCGGCGCCGUCCUCAGCCUCGGCAGAUCAGGCACCCUGGCACGCACAGUCGGGGCUUUCUCCUACGAGCUCUCCGACGGACAGGGCGACGCCAUCUGGCUGGGCGCCCAGAGGGCGCGGCGAGUCCAAGGCGGCAAACCCACUCCGCUCAUCUCCAACCCCCUGUUCCCCAACCGCUACUACGUGCAGAUCGCCAGCAUACUGGUCGGCAACCAGCCGCUCCAGAUCCCGCGGGGAGCGCUCGACAUCCAGCAAUACGGCCGCGGCGGGGUUUACCUGAGCACAGCCAUGCCGGUCGGCAUGUACCUCAACGGAGAGGUGUACGACCUCCUCAAGGCGGCGCUGCAGGCGCCUGGUGCCACUGCCAACGGCCUGUGCUACUCGGCGGACGCGAAGGUACCGCUUCCCACCAUCACUCUCGAGUUCGCCGGCGAUGCCGUCAUGGCGCUGCGGCCAGGGAGCUCCGUCUGGAAGACGCGGGCGGAUGGGGCGCGGUGCCUGUCUGUCUUGCCGUCAAGCACCGGCGAGACCAUCGUGGGUACCAGGGCCCAGAUGGGGAGGCUUAUGACCUACGAGCUCGCGACUGGCAACGCCUUCGGUUUCGGUACAGUCACAUUUUAAGCUGAAAAGGGGUCUUGCGAAUAAGUGUGCCGCAUUGUCUUGUUUGCGUGCUCUGUUGUCAUGUUUGUGUGCAAAACUCAGCUGUGUUGGGUGGUGUGUUGAGCGUUUUGUAACCGUGUCCAGGGGGAUUGAUAUGGAGGGAAUGGAACUGAGAAAGUUAGGUGGUGUGAUUAUUAACUCAGUUUGCUGUUUGCCAGAGCACCUCCAAUACAUGAUGGAGAUGUAUAAAUAACCGUUUUUUA